Molecule: messenger RNA, 4080 nt
Organism: Cervus elaphus (red deer)
Lineage: Eukaryota; Metazoa; Chordata; Mammalia; Artiodactyla; Cervidae
Gene: SFRP4
Product: secreted frizzled related protein 4
Exons: 6
Coding region: 313-1353 (346 amino acids)
Biological process (GO): non-canonical Wnt signaling pathway; canonical Wnt signaling pathway
Cellular component (GO): cytoplasm
Molecular function (GO): Wnt-protein binding
Source: RefSeq, a predicted model, not a curated record
GGGAGGUGUCGGGAUAAAUAGGUCCGGCAAUGGCCGGGGUUGGCUGCGCUCGGAGCUGCCGGACCGGGGACUGGAAUUGUCUGGGCGGGUUCGCGCCGGGGAGGCUGAGGGCUGGCGCUGCUCGUGCCUCGCGCGCCGGACUGCGGAUACCCCGGGCCGGCCCCCGAGGCCGCGCACUGCUGCCCAGGGGAGUUUGGGGAGAGCACAUCCCCUGUGCCCUAAAGGACCUCUUCCUUCGGGAAGGGAGAGAGAAAGACUCAAGGCGGGGGACCCAUUCUGUCUGCUGGGGUGGCGGCGCGGGAGGGCAGUACCAUGUUCCUCUCCAUCCUGACCGCCCUGUGCCUGUGGCUGCGCCUGGCACUGGGCGUGCGCGGCGCGCCCUGCGAGGCGGUGCGCAUCCCCAUGUGCCGGCACAUGCCCUGGAACAUCACGCGGAUGCCCAAUCACCUGCACCACAGCACGCAGGAGAACGCCAUCCUGGCCAUCGAGCAGUACGAGGAGCUGGUGGACGUGAACUGCAGCGCGGUGCUGCGCUUCUUCCUCUGUGCCAUGUACGCGCCCAUCUGCACCCUGGAGUUCCUGCACGACCCCAUUAAGCCAUGCAAGUCGGUGUGCCAGCGCGCGCGUGACGACUGCGAGCCCCUCAUGAAGAUGUACAACCACAGCUGGCCCGAGAGCCUGGCCUGCGAUGAGCUGCCUGUCUACGACCGGGGCGUGUGCAUCUCGCCGGAGGCCAUCGUCACUGACCUCCCUGACGACGUUAAGUGGAUAGACAUCACUCCAGACAUGAUGGUACAGGAAAGGCCUCUUGACAUUGACUGUAAACGCCUAACCCCGGACCGGUGCAAGUGCAAAAAGGUGAAGCCAACCCUGGCGACGUAUCUGAGCAAAAACUACAGUUACGUCAUUCAUGCAAAAAUAAAAGCCGUGCAGAGGAGUGGCUGUAAUGAAGUAACGACAGUGGUGGAUGUGAAAGAGAUCUUCAAGUCCUCAUCACCCAUCCCUCGGACUCAAGUCCCUCUUAUUACGAAUUCUUCCUGCCAGUGUCCACACAUCCUGCCUCAUCAAGACGUUCUCAUCAUGUGUUACGAGUGGCGCUCACGGAUGAUGCUUCUUGAAAAUUGUUUAGUUGAAAAAUGGAGAGACCAACUCAGUAAAAGAUCCAUACAGUGGGAAGAGAGGCUGCAGGAACAGCAGAGGACAGCCCAGGACAAGAAGCGAACAGCAGGGCGCACCAGUCGCAGUAACGCCCCGAAGCCCAAGGGGAAGCCACCUGCUCCCAAACCAGCCAGCCCCAAGAAGAACAUCAAAGCUAGGAGUGCUCCGAAGAGCACAAACCCAAAACGAGCGUGAGCUAACUGCUUUCCGAAAUGGGGACUUCCUCUCAGAGUGAGGCCGGGCGUUACCCAGCCAGCCUGUAGAAGGCCACACACCCCUCGCCUUACCAACCACAGUCCUCUUCAUAGACACAUCUUGCAGCAUUUUUCUUAAUGAUAUGCUUCAAUUUUUCUUUUUAAGUCACUACAAACCAUAGUGGUAGUAUGUCCUUUGGUAUGGAAGGUAUAAGAAAGCUGGUCAAAUAAGCUUAUCGUAUUGAGAGUAAACUGUGUGCAGACUCUGUGAGAGCUCCACUAGGGCAAAGAUGCUUUCGUUCUUACAAUUUGACCUAAUAUGUGCAUUGAAAAAUAAAUGCCAUAUUACAAACAAAACACCCAAUUUUUUUUUUUUUUUUACAAUACAUUUUAUUUCAGUUGGUGGUUAGGAUGUGAGCAGUCUUUCAAAAUGUGAUUGAAAAUAUAAUGCUUCUAAAGAGGAAAGCAAGAGGAAUGAAUGUUUCAAAGAUCUUUGCUGUUUGCAGAAGAAUUUUUGUGAUCAAAGGGAAUUUUUGAACAAUCUAGAAAAGUAGGAUAUGGAAAAUCAGAAUGAGUCUGGUUUUAUGGUUUUUGUUUUUACAAAGAAGGCUUUCUUCUCUGUUUUCAGCUAGAAACCCUAAAAACUAAAACAAUAGUAUUGCUAAAUGAAUAAAAGGGAAAGGCAGACAGACAAAGUCUGGAUCCUUGUUUUCUGGCUACCAUGCCAUAGUGGAGAUGCUCUUGUUUCAUAUGCACAAUGUUUCUUACCAGCCCCUUUAAGCAGCACUGGAAACACUUUGUUUCUUCUCUAUGAUUCAGGUACCAGUUAGUCAUCCCCAAGCAUCUUGCACCUGUGGGUGUGAUGCUCAUCUCACUUCCCAGGACAUCCCAGGUAUCUCGAUGCCCAGCCUCUCUGCUGAUUGCUGGUGCCCCCAAGGGUACCUUGGGCCUGAGGUAGGAGGGUGGAUCCAAAGCCCCUGGUCUUCAGCCUGCUGUGGCCCCCUUGCCACAAACCAGCUCUGCACUUGGAAAAGACAGUUGCAGUCACUUGUCCAUCCACCACUCAAGGAUAUAGAAGAACAAACUGCAAGCUUAAGAGUAAAAUCUCCUUUAGAUGUACCAUUGUUGCUGCUUCUCAGAGAAGGGGUAAGUUACGUGUUGCAUUCACACACGGUGAUUAAACAGAUAAUUUAAUUUUAUCUCUGUAGGCUUUGGGACACAGAGGUGAGGUGUGUGGGUAAACCAGGGCAGAGUGAAGAAAUAGGGUUAAUGAGAGUGCUGGCACAGACACCCAUCUCCUCCUGAAAAUGUAAUUUCACCUGCAUCCUGCUACCCCACAGCAACAGAGCUAAAGGAAUCCAACACAAACACCCACACAGAGGUAUCCAUAAAACACUCCAUGUGUGUUUCUGUCUAAAAACCAAACCACUCUGGCCCUUAAGGAAAACCAGACAGGUAUUUAGGAUAGCAUCUAAAGAAAUCUAGGAAAGUCCAUGAAAAGGCAUUGACACUGUAGAUUACCUCCUUAGCAUAGUAGGAACUUGGAGGGUGGGGAGGGGAGUUAGAACUCUCAGUGGAAAUGAAAAAACUUCCUGCAAAACUUUUUUUAAGUGCAAAACAAUGUAAUGAGAGUUUGGAAAUGACUUGACAAAUUUAAACACUGUUUCCUUUGAAUAUUUAACUGAAAUCAUAUACUGCAUAUCACAACUUAAUUAGGUACAUUAAUUACUUUGAUUAAUUGAUAAUCUGUUUAUUUGUUAUAAAAAAGUUGAAAAUGAACAUCAGCCCACAUUGAGAGUAAUAUAACAAGUGUGGAAGUGGCUUUUGUGUGAGAGCCACAAAUUUUUCUCCCUGAAAAUAUUUUUUCCACCUAAAUACUUAUGAGAAAUCGCUCGCCUGUGGGGAUGGAGUUUCAUUAUAUAACGGUGCACCCUUCCUGCCAUCUUGUUGGGUUUUUCUCUUUGGAUGUAGAAUAUCAUUUUUGGUAGGCUCCAGUCUUUGUUAUUGAUGAUUGUUUGGUAGUUAGUUGCAGUUUGGGUGUGCUCAUGAGAAGAGGCAAGCCCAGGGUCCCUCGACUCCACCACCUUGUCCCCUUGAUGAAGCUACUUCCUUCAGAAAACUCCCAAUUCCUUCCGAAUCCAUCAGUUUGGUUACCAAAUCCUUUUCCGUAGCUUCUGCAUAUUGCCAGCAGUCCUGAGCAUUCCUUGGCUUGAGGCAGGAUAACUCCUGUCUGUGCCUUGGUAGUCACACAGUGUUCCUAUGGGUAGGUCUGUGUCCAAAUUUCCACUUCCUGAUAGUCACUCUUCUCACAGUUUGCAGUCUCCCUCUAUGCAUUUGUAUGAUAAAAACCAAAACCUAUUAUACAGAUUAUACUGUUUCAUAACUUGCCUUCUUCACUCAGCCCUUUAUUUGAAUUAGCUCUCACAUCACUAAAACCCAAGCCAGCUUUUUUAUAAUGGCCAUGAGGUAUUCCAUGGUGAGCAUCACUUAGACCUUCAUGUUAUUAGAGAUUUAAGUUGACUCUUAACUGAAUGUACUGAAUAACUCAAACAGCUUGAUAGCUAAUAUCUGUGCACAUCCUUAAUUAGUCCUGGGGGAUAAGUUCAUUUAAGGGGCAUUGCUGGGCCGAGGAGUAUGCCCAGCCAGCAAAGUUCUUGAUCCUAUUGUCAGUUAUCCUGCAGAAUGUUUGGCCCAUAGGGGUAUUAAAGUGAUUUUCCAGCUCCUCACU